UCAGCAGCCUGCGACAGAAGCAGCCUGCGCUCUGGUGUUGUGGCAGCGGCUGGAGGCUGGAGGCAUACCGAGAUGUGUGCGCCCACGGAGCGGUGUGGCUCUGCCGGCUGUCCGCGGCCGGUGACGCCUUGGUGGUGGCGGCUCCUCCUGGUGCUCCUGUUCUCCGCGUCCUGCUCGCUGCCGGCGGUCAGCGCGCUGGUGGAGGGCCUCUACUGCGGCACCGAGGUCUGCUACGAUGUGCUCGGCGUCGACCGGGAGGCCGCCAAGCUGGACAUCGCCCGGGCGUACCGGCAGCUGGCCCGCCGGUACCACCCGGACCGGUUCCGAGUAGAUGAGCCCGGCUUGGAGGGAGAGACCCGGGAGACCGCGCACCAGAAGUUCCUGCUCAUCGCCACCGCGUACGAGACGUUAAAGGAUGAGGAAACUCGGCGGGACUACGACUACAUGCUGGACCAUCCAGAGGAGUACUACCAGCACUACUACACCUACUACCGCCGACAACUCACCCCCAAAGUGGACGUCCGAAUCGUCAUUCUCGUCACCAUCUGUGCCAUCUCCAUCUUCCAGUUCUACAGCUGGCACAGCAGCUACAACGAGGCCAUCAACUACCUGGUGACGGUCCCCAAGUACCGAAUCCAGGCCACGGAAAUCGCCAAGCAGCAGGGCCUCCUCAACCGCACCAAGGAGAAGGGCAAGAACCGCCGCUCCAAAGAGGAGAUCCGGGAGCAGGAAGAGGAGGUGAUCCGCGACAUCAUCAAAAACAAGAUCGACAUCCAAGGAGGCUACCAGAAGCCCAACCUGUCGGACAUCCUGCUGUGCCAGAUCGUGCUCUUCCCUUACUACCUGACCACCUACGUGACCUGGUACGCCUCCUGGAUUUACCGCUUCACCAUCUGCAGGGAGGAGUACGGCGAGGAGGAGAAGUACUACAUCAUCAGGAGGAACAUGAAGAUGUCUCAGUCUCAGUUUGAAAGCCUGGAUGAAACGACCAGACAGUCCUUCCUGGAAAAACGGCUCUGGAUCAAAGAAAACUACGAGGUGCAUAAAAGGGAUCAGGAGGAGGAGAUGAAGGCGAAGAUGGCGACCGACCCGAGGAUGAAGAGGUACCGCCGCUGGAUGAAGAACGAGGGGCCUGGCCGGCUGACGUUCAUCGACGACUGACGGCCCCCGAGCUCCGUCGUUAACAUACACACCUGCCUCAGUGCCAACAUACACGGACAACACACACACCGUGCUGUGUGGAGAAAUCCCUGUACAGAAAGAUUAACUAUGCCUGUUUAUAUAGCGAGAGAUAUUUUCAUAGCGAUCGGGCCUCAUCAAGGGGGUGACUAAGUGGAAUAAACUGUGUGCUGGGGCUUCAGAUUUUUGAGUAAUUUUAUACAUCAAGCUGUUUGUUUUUUUUAACCAAAACAAAAGUUUAAUGAUUAAUAAUAUUUUUUUUUUUGUAAUUUUCUCCAGCCAUUUUUUUCGUUCACUCCUGCUGAUGAAAAGCAGAGUGAUGAAGGAGUUUUGGUGCCUGAGUUUUUGUGAAACGAUUUUGUGUUGGAUAACUGACAUCAUCCACGGUGCAAGGUGAUUAUCGUACCGCCAAAUAACCAGAAGGUUCAAAGUGUCCUUGGACGAGGCAAUCGGACCGCCACCUGCUGCUCCAGAGAGUCGGCUAAAAGUCUGAAAUGUAAAAUGAAUGAAGCGUAUCAGCAUUUGUUGCUUUUAUGAUGAAUAAACCAGAGUAUUUUUUU
Sebastes umbrosus (honeycomb rockfish) is the source of this 1739-nucleotide messenger RNA. It is a transcript of the gene dnajc25, whose product is annotated as DnaJ (Hsp40) homolog, subfamily C, member 25. Gene Ontology annotation, cellular component: endoplasmic reticulum membrane. The transcript is spliced from 5 exons. NCBI's taxonomy places the organism in Eukaryota, Metazoa, Chordata, Actinopteri, Perciformes, Sebastidae. The record is from RefSeq and is a predicted model, not a curated record. Bases 73 to 1161 code for a protein of 362 amino acids. Gene Ontology annotation, biological process: protein folding.